CGCUGCUGCUGCUGCUGCUACAACGAAAACUAUCCAGUCAGCAGCUCCGAUGGGAAGACGGAGUCAGUGGCCAACCUGCAGCCGCAGCCGUCCCUCAUCUCCCUGCAGUCCAGCUCCCCGGGACCCAAACGCUCCGGAAACACUCUGAGAAAAUGGCUGACCAGCCCGGUCCGCCGCCUCAGCCACGGCAGCUCCGUCAAGAAGCUCCCCAAUAACAAACAGAAGAAGACGGGUCCAGGAUCCGGAAGAGAGGAAAACAGGAAGAGCGUCGACCUCGGACAGCCCGACCUCGCUCUGCAGGACGACAACAUCGAUGAGAGGGUCCUCAGUAAGGACGGUAACCUCCUUUCUAAGACGCCCUCUGGGAUGCAGAGCGGUGGCGAGGAGGAGCAGGACGAGGAGGCCCACACUCCUCUGCCUCCCCCCAUGGAAAUCAUCAAGGACCCCUCAGCUCAGGAUGAGAAGUCUUCGUCCUUGCUAACGUCUCUGCAGUCGUCCUCUGAGGUGCCCAGCGCUGCAGAGCUGGUUAGCGCCAUAGAAAAACUGGUUAAAACCAAGAUGACUCUGGAGCCAGGAGCGUACCCUGGUUUCAACUUGCCCUCUCCGCCUGAACAAACCACUCCCGUCCAACCGCGGAACCCCGAGCUGGAGCAGAUAGCCAAAGCUAUGAGAGGACGAAUGUUUGUGCUGAACGAGCUGAUUCAGACAGAGAAGGACUACGUCAAAGAUCUGGGCAUCGUGGUGGAGAGCUUCAUGAAGAAAAUCGAGGAGAAGGGCUUCCCCGACGACAUGAAAGGAAAAGACAAAAUCGUCUUCGGGAACAUCCACCAGAUCUUCGACUGGCACAGAGAUUUCUUCGUAGGAGAGCUGGAGAAAUGUCUGGAGGACAACGAGCACCUGCCGGAGCUCUUCAUCAAACACGAGAGAAGACUCCACAUGUACGUGGUUUAUUGUCAGAACAAGCCGAAGUCCGAGUUCAUCGUAGCAGAAUACGACACAUACUUUGAUGGAAUCCAGCAGGAGAUCCAGUCCAGACUGAGCAUCAGCGACUUCCUCAUCAAACCAAUCCAGAGAAUCACCAAAUACCAGCUGCUACUGAAGGACUUCCUGAAGUACAGUCUAAAGGCAGGAAUCGACUGUGAGCAAAUUGAGAAAGCAGUAGAUUUAAUGUCUCAGGUCCCUAAACUGUGUAAUGACAUGAUGAAUCUGGGUCGGCUGCAGGGAUACGAGGGUAAACUGAUCAGUCAGGGCAAACUGCUGCAGCAGGAAACCUUCUUCGUGACGGAGCAGGACGCCGGCGUCCUGUCGCGCUCCAAAGAACGACGAGUUUUCCUCUUCGAGCAGAUCGUCAUCUUCAGCGAGCUGCUCAGGAAAGGCUCGUCCACGCAGAGAUACCAGUUCAAGAAGAGCAUCAAGGUGUCGUUCCUGGGUCUGGAGGAAAGUGUGGACAACGACCCCUGCAAGUUCGUCUUGUCAUGUCGCGGCUCAUCUGAGCGUUUCACGCUGCAGGCGGCCAACGUCGACAUCAAGCAAAUCUGGGUCCAACACAUCCAGGAAGUUCUGGACGCUCAGAGCAAC
Paralichthys olivaceus (Japanese flounder) is the source of this 1578-nucleotide messenger RNA. The record is from RefSeq and is a predicted model, not a curated record. Lineage: Eukaryota; Metazoa; Chordata; Actinopteri; Pleuronectiformes; Paralichthyidae.